Molecule: messenger RNA, 2946 nt
Organism: Dipodomys ordii (Ord's kangaroo rat)
Lineage: Eukaryota; Metazoa; Chordata; Mammalia; Rodentia; Heteromyidae
Gene: Ceacam3
Product: carcinoembryonic antigen-related cell adhesion molecule 3
Exons: 10
Coding region: 13-2946 (977 amino acids)
Biological process (GO): signal transduction; regulation of immune system process
Cellular component (GO): plasma membrane; cell surface
Molecular function (GO): protein tyrosine kinase binding
Source: RefSeq, a predicted model, not a curated record
ACAGAUAUCAUCAUGGAGGCCCACUCAGCCCUUCCCCACAGAGGACACAUACUCUGGCAGGGGCUUCUGCUCACAGCCUCACUUUUAAGCCUCUGGAAUGCACCCACAAAGGCCCAGCUCACUGCUGAAACCGUGCCCCCCAUUGUUGCUGAAGGGGACACCGUGCUCCUGCGUGUCCACCAUCUGCCACCAAAUCUUUUUGCCUUUCGCUGGUUCAAGGGAGAAGAGACCAUCCACAGCCAUCACAUUGUCUUCUUUCUGCCAGCAAAUGGACAAUCCAAAACAGGUCCUGCCUACACGGGCAGAGAGAUCGUGUUCUGUGAUGGCUCCCUGGUAUUCAAGAAUGUCACUUGGAAUGACACUGGGAUCUACACCCUACAAAUCAUACAAGAGGACUUGUGGAGUCAGACGGUGUCUGUGGAGCUCCAUGUAGCCCCCUUACUUUCAUCAGUCCCGAAGCGGGUCGGCCCUGCCAAGCUCACUGUUGAAAUGAUACCGCCCUUGGUUUUCAAAGGAGAGGAUGUUCUUCUCCGUGUCCACAACAUGCCAAGGAAUGUGUUAGCCUUCUAUUGGUUCAAAGGAGCCACGAUCGACCACACCCAAGUAGUUGUCUUCUAUUUGGCCUAUGUUAGACAAUUCGGCCAAGGACCUGCAUCCAGUGGCAAAGAGAAAUUGUAUCCCGAUGGGUCUUUGCUGUUGAGAAACCUCACUUGGAAAGAUACAGGACUCUACAGCCUACAGAUCAUACAGGAUGGUCCUAACAUUGACUUGCUGUCCAUGGAGAUCCGCCUGGCCUCCCCACAGGUAGCUGUCCAGUUCCACGCCACCUUUGCCAACAUCUUUGUGGAAACUGUGCCGCCCAAAGUUAUUGAAGGGAAAGAAGUUCUUCUCCGUGUCCUUAAUCUGCCACAGAACAUUAUGGCCUUUCACUGGUUCAAGGUAAAAGAAGCCAUUGACAGCCGUCAAAUAGCCUUCUAUUUUCCAACUGUCGGCACAUCUAAGACAGGACCAGCACAUAGUGGCAGAGAGAAAUUGUUCUUUGAUGGAUCCCUGCUAUUGCAGAACCUCACCCUGAAAGACACUGGAUUCUAUACCCUCCAAAUCACUCGGACAGAUCAGAGGAUUGAUUUGGUGUAUGUGGAGAUCUCUGUAUUUCCUUCCCUUUUAACCCUCUGGAAGACACCGAUCCCUGCCCAGUUCACCAUUGAACCAGCUCUGCCCUUGAAAGAGUCGGACAUUUUCCUGAAGGUUCACAAUCUGCCAGAGAAUCUUUUAGCCUUCCGGUGGUUCAAAGGACAAGAGACCAUCACCUCCCAGCAAAUCGCCUCGUACGUGACAGGUCUUGGAGUUACUAUACCAGGACCUGCAUCCAGCCAGAGAGAGAUCGUGUACCCCAAUGGCACGCUGCUGCUGCAGAAUUCCACUCAGGAGGACCUAGGAAUAUACACCUUACAAACUAUAAGUGAAGAUCUGUGGUCCUUCUUUUUAACUGUGUGGAACCCACCCAGGACAGCCCCGUUCACCGUUCAACCUGUGCCUCGCAUGGCUACAGAAGGAAGCAUGGUUAUCCUACAGAUCCGAAACCCGCCACACAAUAUGUUUGCCUUACGCUGGUUUAAAGGAGAGGAGACGGUGGACAGACAUCAGAUUCUCUUCUAUUUGCCCAAAGAGAAAUACUUCAAAGCAGGGCCCGCCUUCCGAGGCCAGCAGAUCCUGUUCCUCGAUGGUUCCUUAAUGUUCCAGUCUGUCACAAAGAGUGACAUGGGAUUCUACACUUUGCAGAUCAUCCUGGACAACCUGUGGAGUGAAGAGGCGUCAGUGCCCCUCCUCGUGUCCUCUUCACCUCUAUCUUUGUCCAACUGGACCACCCCUGCCAACGUUGCCUUUGAAUUGGUGCCCCCCUAUGUUUUUGAAGGAGAAGAUGUUCUUAUACGGAUCCACAAAUUACCAAAGAAUUUACUGGCCUUUCGCUGGUUCAGAGGGAAAGAGGCUAAUAAAUCCAAUCGCAUUUUCUUGUAUUUGCUAACCAUUGGAAAAUGGAAAUCAGGACCGGCUUACAGCGGCAGAGAGCGGGUGUACCCAGAUGGCUCCCUGCUUUUCCAGAACAUCACUCAGAAUGACACCGGCUUCUACACCCUAGAAAUUGUCUCGGAAGAUGUGAAGACUGAAUUUCUGUCCAUGGAGAUCCACCUGGCCUCCCCUCGGUUAACCUUCUGGUACAACACUACCUUGGCCAACACCACUGUUGAAAUAGUGCCACCCAAAGUUAUUGAUGGGAAGAAUGUUCGCCUACUGGUCCACCAUCUGCCACAGAAUAUUCUAGCCUUUUGCUGGUUCAAAGGAGAAAAGACGAUUGAUAGUCAAGUAAUUUAUUUCUCUAUGCCAACCAUUGGACAGCUUCAAGGACCGGCACACAGCGGCAGAGAGAUUAUGUAUCUCGAUGGGUCCCUGCUUGUGCAGAACCUAACUCUGAACGACACUGGAUUCUACACUCUCCAAAUCCUCUUGAUGGAUUACAGUAUUGAGGUGGUGUCUGUGGAGAUCUUUGUAUUCCCCUCCCUUUUAACCAUCUGGAAGUCACCAAUCCCUGCCCAGUUCACUAUUGACGUCAUGCCACCCCUGGCCGCUGAAGGGAGAGAAAUUCUCCUGAAGGUCCACAAUCUGCCACAGAAUCUUUUUGCCUUCCGCUGGUUCAAAGGACAGCAGACCACAGCCCACUGUGAAAUCGCCUCAUACGUGACCAAGCUGAAUAUCAUCACCCUAGGACCUGCAUCCGGCCGCAGAGAGAUCGUGUACCCUGAUGGGUCUCUGCUGUUACAGAACAUCACUCAGAAAGACACUGGAUUCUACACCCUCCAAACUAUAAAGGAAGAUCUGUGGAGUGAAACAUUGUCCUGUAUCGCCCUGAUCCGACCAACACAGGGCCACUUUGGCAUCCUUGCCUGA